AUGCGCUUCCGUGCUAACAUCGAGAACGUCACGACCUUCGCGCGAAUAAUGCAAACGGUUGAGAAGAUUCAGAAGAAAUGUAUCAUGAGGUUCAGUGAGACGGAAAUGCGCAUCAUCUGCAACGCAGAUCCGUCCGGAAGCACAGUACAGAUCUGGUCCACGAUACGUGUUGAAGCGAUCUUCUCCAGCUACCGUAUUCAAUCUAAUAGCAACAACGAGAUCUCUAUCCUGCUCUCCGCCGACGCUCUCUCGCAGGUACUGCGGCCCCUCACACUUCCUGGCGUAUCGCUAGAGGACGUGACGAUGAAACUCGCGAAGAAGAACGACGUGCCAGUACUCAACUUUGAGAUUGCUACUGCAAGUCGCGGAGGUCGAACAGUGCGCGUUUCGCACGAUGUACGCAUCGAUAUCAUGAAACCGCAGGAUGUCGCGGAGCUGAAGGAGCCGCUAUGCCCAGAGCCGGACGUUCACAUAGUGCUACCUCCCUUACAGGAUAUACGGCCUGUAGUUGAACGUUUACGCGCUCUCGGCGACGUUGUGGCCGUACGAGCGAAUCGCUCGGGCAAGCUCCAGAUAUCGGCCGCUACAGAGAACGCGAAGAUAGACGUCGUGUGGGACAAAUUGCAGAACCCACGUAUCGGCGAGGACGGUCCGUCGCAAGAGGCACCGGCAGAGAAUCCCGAUCCGGAACGAAUGUUCGGGGUUCUGCUCAGGACGAGAAGUUUGUUACAGUUCCUAAGCGCUCAUGUUGUCUCCACGACAACCAUUGCUUGUGUGUGCCAUCAGCAUGCCAUGAUUUUCUAUGUAUAUGUCGGUGAAGUCGCGGAUGCAGGCGGAGUGUUGACCUUCUUCCUUCCGCCGGUUCAAGACUGA
This is a messenger RNA of Peniophora sp. CBMAI 1063, 873 nucleotides long. The record is from the annotation of a GenBank genome assembly. Lineage: Eukaryota; Fungi; Basidiomycota; Agaricomycetes; Russulales; Peniophoraceae.